Messenger RNA from Jaculus jaculus (lesser Egyptian jerboa), 672 nucleotides. RefSeq names its product 40S ribosomal protein S2-like. The transcript has a single exon. NCBI's taxonomy places the organism in Eukaryota, Metazoa, Chordata, Mammalia, Rodentia, Dipodidae. Gene Ontology annotation, biological process: translation. Gene Ontology annotation, molecular function: RNA binding; structural constituent of ribosome. The record is from RefSeq and is a predicted model, not a curated record. The coding region runs from base 16 to 672 and encodes 218 amino acids. Gene Ontology annotation, cellular component: ribosome; cytosolic small ribosomal subunit.
CUCCUGGUCAAGGACAUGAAGAUCCAGUCCCUGGAGGAGAGCUAUCUGUUCUCCCUGCCCAUCGAGGAGUCUGAGAUUACCGACUUCUUUUUGGGCACAUUCCUUAAGGAUGAGGUUUUGAUCAUGCCAGUGCAGAAGCAGACUUGCGCUGGCCAGUGGACCAGGUUCAAGACUUUUGUCGCCAUUGGGGACUACAAUGGUCGUGUUGGCCUGGGUAUCAAGUGCUUUAAGGCGGUAGCCACUGCCAUUCGAGGGGCCAUCAUCUUGGCCAAGCUCUCCAUUGUCCCUGUCCCGAGAGGCUACUGGGGGAACAAGAUGGGUAAGCCCCACACAGUCCCCUGUAAAGUGACAGGCUGCUGUGGUUCUGUGCUGGUGCACCUUCUUCCUGCCCCCAGGGGCACUGGCACUGUCUCUGUCCCUGUGCCCAAGAAGCUACUGCUGAUGGCUAGUAUUGAUGACUGCCACACUUCAGCCAGGGGCUGCACUGCCACCCUGGGCAACUUUGCUAAGGCCACCUUUGAUGCCAUCUCCAAGACCUAUCUGACCCCUGACCUCUGGAAAGAGACUGUGUUCACCAAGUCUCCCUACCAGGAAUUCACUGACCAUCUUGAGGAAACCCACACAGGAGUCUCAGUGCAGAGGAUUCAGGAUCCAGCUGUGGCUACCACUUAG